This is a messenger RNA of Paramisgurnus dabryanus, 1867 nucleotides long. The record is from RefSeq and is a predicted model, not a curated record. Lineage: Eukaryota; Metazoa; Chordata; Actinopteri; Cypriniformes; Cobitidae.
GAACAAUUAAGACAAAAAUAGUUCUUCUAUGGCAAAUAUAGAUAUAUUUCUUUUAUAUGUAUUUGUGUAUAAAGUGUGUCACAAUUUCCAUCUUCCAAUUUCCAUUACUACAAUUUUCACAACUUCCUCUACUGCAUGACGUGACAUUUUUACAAGCUAUAAGACAUCAGAAGUCAGAAAUGUUUGAUGUUCGGUCAUCAGUAGAUCAGUAUGGAGUUGAUUUCUCUUCCUCUAGUUCUCUUGCUGAUUUCAAACAUCCACUCUCAAUAUACUGCAGAUAUAAAACCAAUUCUGACUGUGCAUCCACAGACGUCUGUGUUCAUUGGAGACACAGUUACACUGACCUGUGUGGUGCACACUUGGUACACUGGAUGGGAGUUUGUUUUUUCCAGACCUGAAUACCCUUCAUACCCUGAAUACCUUCCAUACCCUGCAUUCCCUCCAUACCCUGCAUUCCCUUCAUACCCUGCAUACCCUCCAUACCCUGCAUUCCCACUAUACCCUGCAUACCCUCCAUACCCUGCAUACCAUGCAUACUAUGAACCUACAGUAACUAUACCAAUCCCAUCUGUGCAAGUCUCUGACGGAGGACAGUACUUGUGCGGAGUCAUAAUUAGAAACCCACCAUUUUACACACAAUACAGUGAACCAGUAAUAGUGACAGUACACAAUAGACCAACACCCCGAGUGUCUGUUUGGCCUGGUGAAGAUGUAAUCAUUGGAGAAACUGUCACUCUCACAUGUGUCAUCAAUGGAGGAGGAGUCAGCAGCUGGCAGUACAGCUGGUAUAAAGAUUCACCGUCAUCCACUGUCAGUAAACUCCAGAAUUCAAUCACAAUCAGAUCUGUAACUGAGUCUGACGCAGGUAAAUACACCUGUAGAGGAACAGAGACCAGAGGAUCACGAUACUCACACAUCAGUAGGGGUGUCACGAUUCUCCAAAUCCUCGAUUCGAUUACAUUUUCGAUUCUAAGGUCACAAUUCGAUCCGAUUCUCGAUUUUUACAUAUUUUUUUGAAGACAAAAAUUAUAUGCCAUUAUUUAUUAUUAUUAUUAUAGUUUAACAUUAACAUGCACUUUGCACAACUCGCAUGAGAGUUUGUGGGCUUCACCUAACGCGAGAGCUUAAAGAGAGAAUUCGUUCUUGCACGCACAUGGACUUAAUGCACAUAAACUUAAUGCGCGUGUCUUGGACUCAUAGCCUCUGAAAUAAAUCCAGCAUUAUAAGCAGCUGCGCUUCUCUCUGUCUCACGUUCACGUGCACGCGCUCUCGCAUCUGUCCGAAGUCUAAACAUAAACUAAAGUAGUAAUCCUAAUGUAUUUGUUCAGUUUUAUGCGUUUCAUGCGAGCUGAGGCAAACUAUCCCUUUUGUUUCAAAUAUAAUCCGCUGCAUCUUUGCGCCUCUCUCACUCUUGCGCACGUGCAGAGAGCUGCGCUCUGUCCAAAGGCAGAUCACUAGUAAUCCUGUUUAUGAUAUGCAUUUCAAGGAGUUGUAGCAUCCCUCGUGUUUAUGAUCGCGUUCCGCUGGACAGAUGUUUUUAAAGGCAUCUCUGAGAGUUUUUUUCCCUCUCUUGGCAAGCCUUGGCAAGCACGUGACAUGGGGGCGUGGCAGCAUCGACGAUCCCAUUUUUUAAUUCGAAGUUCGAAGCUGUGACCUAAUUUCGAUCGAUUUCGAUUUAAAAUCGAAAUCGUGACACCCUUACACAUCAGUAAUGAAGUUACACUGACAGUAUCAGAUAUUCCCCGACCAACUCUGAAUGUGCAACCACAGACGCCCGUGUUCAUUGGAGACAAAGUUACUCUGAUCUGUAAGGUUUGUCAGUCCACUGGAUGGGAGUUUAUCUUCAUAAACCCUUCAAACACUGAAU